Spirodela intermedia is the source of this 4876-nucleotide messenger RNA. Lineage: Eukaryota; Viridiplantae; Streptophyta; Magnoliopsida; Alismatales; Araceae. The record is from the annotation of a GenBank genome assembly.
AUGGAAAACAAAGAGAAGAACACAUCCAUCUCUUCUACCAUAGAGUCCCCUGAUAAGGGCAUCCUUGAUCCUCGACCAAAGGAUGGAGAGCUCGCAAAUCAACUUGAAGAUUUAAAGGUAGGUCGGGAAGAUCCAAAUCCCAACGAUGUGAAAGAAGAAAAAGACUUGAAUAAACAGAUAAGUGAAAGCAGCAGUGUGGAAGCUACUUCAGCAGUAGUAAAGAAAGCGGCAGAAGAAGUCCUUGGUGAGGAGAAGGAAACAGAGCCUGUAUUUGAUGGAACUGAGGCUCCAGGACUGGAAGCAACGAGGAGCUUUUCGAGCCGCUCUUUUGAACUUGAUCCAGAGGCACAAGGUUCUGCUUGGCCUGAGAAGGCUGUGGCACUGAAGAACUUUGUAAAGGAGAAAGGUGUGGUGGCAGUUUCUAGUGUUCUUCGCCGCCUAUCAGGCAAAAAGGAUGAAGAUGAGCAGGUCCUUCCAGAUGGUGAAGAGCAUAAUGAUCACCUAACAGAAAUCGUAGAUGGCUCUGACUAUCCUACAACAGAAAAUAAAAGGAAAGAGGCGUCCCAUAGGAUAGGGGAAUGGUCUACAUGGAAUCCUUUGAGCUUCAUUAAGAUUGGCCGUGAUAUAGAAAGCCACCAUAAGACUGAUCAGUCAGAGGUUAUUAAUGUAGAUUACCCUGCUGAGGUGCCAGUCAUGAAAGGAAGAAUUAUAGUGUACACAAGGCUUGGAUGCAAGGAGUGCAAGGAAGUCAGGCUAUUCAUGCAUCAGGAAAGGCUGAGAUAUUUCGAAAUUAACAUAGAUAUCUAUCCUAGCAGAAAACUGGAAUUGGAAAAGAACACUGGAUCCCCAGCCGUUCCCCGGAUCUUCUUCAAUGAACUUCUUAUCGGCGGUUUAAGUGACCUGAAUGCCCUUGAUGAGUCCGGGAAGCUUGCUGAUAAGAUUAGUCUUCUUAUCAAUGAUGAGCCCUCUCCCGCAGCUCCUAUGCCACCAUUACCUGGUGAAGAUGAUGUGUCUGGUAGCGGAACAGUUGAUGAGUUGGCAUCCAUUGUUAGAAAGAUGAAGGAAUCAGUUAUUCCUAAGGAUCGAUUUUAUAAGAUGAGAAUGUUUAGCAACUGCUUUCUCGGUUCUGAAGCUGUGGAAUUCCUGGCAGAGGAUCAAUACUUGGAAAGAGAAGAGGUUGACCGCUUACUUACUAAAACAUUUAUCAUUAUCCAUUUUUCAACUAAAUUUUGUCACACACUGAAAGUAUAAAUUUAACCUCACGUACUAGUAUUUUUUCUUGUUCGAAAACGCAAUGUAUGUAUUAUUUUUUAAAACUUGCUCUUUUAAGCGUGGGAUUUUGUUAGAAGUCACUCUGUUAGUCCUGUAAAUGAUAGUUCUCGGUCAAGGUUUCUCAACAACUUGGAGGGUACACUUAUGCCUGGUUUUCUAAAUGUAGUGUGAACAGAUUGGCAGGAUGCGAAGAUAUGGCUUUUUCAAUUGAAAGACUUUCAGUUUUAUGCUUCCCCUUAUCUUAAAACAGUAGUUUCCAGAGAUCAAAAGAUCAUUUGAUUUUGUGGGCAUCUAAGCUUCGGUGGAUACUUUGAAAAUGGGAUGGCUCUAUAUGCUGUGAUAUCCUAAGAUCACAUGGGUAACUCAUCUUUGAUGAGGCUGGAAAAUUUCUAUUUCAAUUGUUAGCUUUUCAUGAUCGUUUCCAAACUCUCUCCGUAUCCAAUUAUUGACCAGGUGUUAUGGGGGUCCGUUUGGUUGGACAGGUAUCUUGACUUAUUCACCUUGCCUUUAGAGUAGUUUUCAUCAUUUAACAUUUCGAAAGUCAUGGCUCAUUAUGCUCUCUACCUAUCAUUCCCUUCACCUUGUUUAUGUGUUUGAAUGGUUGCCUCGACAGAUAUUUCUGUUGGGAUAUUUAAUGUACUUCAAAUCUUAUGGCGAUUCUACUUUGUUCAUUAGUUUCUCCGGCAAUACCAUGCAGGCAGUGGAAUUUGGCAGGAAGCUGGCUGCAAAACACUUUUUUCGACAUGUCCUUGAGUAAGUCUCUUGAUGCCAUUUUGCUUCAAAAGUGUGAAAUAUUUUUGUGUUUCUUCUAACAGUCUGAUGAUUUCACCAUGUCAGUGAAAAUACUUUUGAAGAUGGAAGCCAUCUAUAUCGAUUCCUGGAUGAUGAUCCUAUUGUCGUUUCUCAGUGCUACAAUAUCCCCAGGGGCAUCAUUGAUGUGAAACCAAAGCCUUUAAUUGAUAUUGCAUCAAGAUUGAGACAUUUGUCUUAUGCAAUGUUCGAAGCAUAUGUCUCUGAUGAUGGAAAGCAUGUGGACUACAGAAGUAUCUAUGAGAGUGAAGAGUAUAGAAGGUAUUUUUUUCUUGAUUGGCUUGUAGAAAUCUGCUCCUUAGCGUUUCUUUGCUGGCAGAGCUGAAAUCAGUAGCAUAAUUUACUAUUUAUUUUCAUCAAUUGUCUGCAUAAAAUUUAUGACUCUAAUAAAGCAGUUUCCGUGUUUUCUCUGUUCCUAAACUUUGUAUAUUUUUUAUAAUCGAAAACUGAGAUGGAUCCUGAGUGCGGAAUAUCGUAUGCCUUUGUGAUAAAAGGCUAGAGAUGUCAAUAGUGGGUGUGAGGAGGGUGGGGGCAGUCAAUAGUGGAUUACUGAUUACACUGAUUACUGUCUACUUCCCCUUGGAGGAAUAGUUGAAGCUAAUCCCAUGCUAUUUCCGUCUUAGCAUCAACCGAUGAGCAGGGCAGGUGCAUGGAAAUAGUUACUUUAAUUCUUCUCUUGAUGAUCUCAGAAGCCUAUUACCUGAACAAGCUCUUUAGGUUAUUGAAGAGUAAAAAUUAAGGCCUUCUAGUGAUUUGUAUGGUCUAAUUCAUUUGAUCAAUCGCUUACCUUCAACUUUUGCAUCGUUUUCUCCAUUAGUGCUGCUAAACAGGAUGUGUUGAAAAGUGUGUACUCAUGCGUAUAAUUCAGCGUCCGUUUAUUAGCCUAGAACUCGAUAGCUUAUGCUUAUAAAACAUAAAUCGAAGAUAAGGUAUUUUAUUUACUUUGGAAAUUAGACGUUACUAGGAGCCUAAUUUCAUAUCAUAUGGGAAUCAUACCAUGGGAAAGAACAACAAUAUCAGACUUCAUUCAUCAUCUGGCGUAAUGUGCAGGUUUCUUGUUACACUGUGGAGAAGAAUGUUUUGCCCUAAUGACAGAAGUAUUGCGGGGAUUCCUAGUGAAUAUUAUUCCAGAUAAUUUAUAUCUAUUUGCUUCGAUUUGAUCAGGUAUCUGAGAAUAAUAGAGGAGCUUCAGAGGGUGGAGCUACAGGAUGUGCCCAGGGAGGAGAAGCUUGCUUUCUUCAUCAACCUUCAUAACACAAUGGCUAUACAUGCCAUAUUGACGUGGGGUCAUCCUGUUGGGGCAUUAGACCGGAGGAAAUUCCUCGGGGAUUUCAAGUACGUCAUCGGUGGUUGUUCAUAUUCACUUUCUGGCAUUCAGAAUGGGAUCUUACGUGGAAACCAGCGGCCGCCGUAUAACAUAGCUAGGCCUUUUGGCCCCAAAGAUGGACGCUCCAAGGUAAGAGUCGCUCUUCCUUUAAAUUGUGUGCAUGAGAUGCCCUUCAAUGCAUUGACACACUCACACAUGCACAUGCGCGUGCGUGCACACGCACACGCACACGCACACGCACACGCGCGCACGCACACACGCGCAUGCGCGCACACACACACACAACAGUACCACAUUUUCACAAUCGACAGGUAGUGUAAGAUCUAGGGAUUUAUGCAUGAAUCCCUAGAUCUAGGCCUUUUGGGUUCCUAAUGCUCACUGUUCAGCUUUACUUUCUAGCAUCUUACUGGUUUUUUGUUAUGCAUGAAUCUUUUCUGGCCAUAGAACAAUUUUCCUCGUGGGAUUUAAAUUAUUUAUUUCUUUCAUCCCUCAGCUGGGUAAUUCUCAUGGCUCGGCUUCCCUUCGCGGCAUCUAACCGGUUUCUCCUGUUCUUGAUCAGGUGGCCCUUCCCUAUGCGGAGCCCUUGGUCCACUUCGCACUCGUCUGUGGAACGAGAUCUGGGCCUGCGCUGAGGUGCUACUCCCCGGGGAAUGUAGACAAGGAGCUGAUGGAGGCUGCCCGCAGUUUCCUCAGAAAUGGGGGGCUUCUGAUCGAACCCGAGACCAAUGUCGUGUCCGCUAGCAAGAUCCUUAAAUGGUAAUAAUCGACCCCCUUGGAUCUGAUAAAGUUAUUUGAAUAUCGUCCGAACUCAUAUUUACAUGCUCUUUUUACGAUUAUGCCAUUAAGAAAAACCCAACUCAGGUCAACCCUUUAUUUUUCAUGAUGAUUAUCUUCCGAAUUAUUUCUUAUUUCAGCAAAAAAAAGAAAAGAAAAGGGUUAAUUCUUUCCCAGAAUGGUUAUCAUGGAGCAGUUUGACGUCCGGUCGUAUCUUCAGAUUUUGGUCUGAUAAGGUCAACUUUUAGAUAUCAUCCAAACUCGUAUUCAUAUCCUCCACUAAUUAUAUGAUUCUAGUGAGAUUUAUCCUGCAAUUAAGAAAAACCCAGGUCAUAUCAACCGGAAUAUAGUUCGAAUUCUCCCGUUUUACCUAAUAUCUUUUUAUUUUCUUCCUUUGUGAUUAUUUUUAUUUAAAAGAGGAUAUUUACCCUGCAAUUAAGGAAAUCCCAAUUCAGAUCAACCCCAGUUCUUCGUGUCGAUCAUGCUGGGAAAUCUUCUAUAAAACCCACCAAAUUUAUAAUUCUUUUGUUUUUGUUCAGGUACAGCGUGGAUUUUGGCAAGAACGAGAGCGAGGUGAUCAAGCAUGCAGCAAACUACUUGGAAGCAUCGAAGUCCGAAGAAUUGCUGGGUCUGCUCGCAAACUCCCAGCCGAAGGUGGUUUAUCAGCCAUUCGACUGGGGCUUGAACUGCUAA